UGGCGCAGUGAACCUUUGCCGAUGCCGAGAGAUCCGUCAGUCACCAGCACCACCUUCAGGACACAAGGGGCAUGGCAUAAAUACAGGUCAAAACUGUCGCUAAAUAACAGUACGUGCUGGGCUGUAUUAUUGUACCUGACAAGGACAAGCACUGCCCCACUCCUGCUGCACCACGUUGCUGACCCCAUUCAGUGCUGAUUCCACGCAAGUCUUGUCGUAGUCUUCCAAGCUGCUGAGGGCAUCCUGGACACAAAGUUGUGUUAACAGUGGCCACUUCUUCUAUCUUGCCAAAACAACGACUCUGUAGAUUGGACCAUGUUUGGACUUUACCUGUAAAGCGUUAUAAUCCCUGGUGAAAGGCACCAAUAACUCCCAGAGGGACGAGAAGGCCAUAAGUGCGGUGAACUCCAAACGAUAGUUGGAAGCCAUAUGUUCAAACAGCAUAUUGAGGCCGUGGACUGCCAGGUUCUUUCUCUGAAACUCUUCGCUGCUGUCCUGUGACACCGGCCUCGUCAUAGACAGGGACGCGUCCAUCAGUACCACAAACUUCCUUGGGACAAAAUGAGGAGGCAUCUGCAGCCGAUCCACAUAUUCCUCCUUUGUGGGCUUGUUCUCACGAUGUGUAACACUUUCCCCACACCUCAGACUGGACAGGAUGUUGGACCGUCCCAUUUUGAAGCAGCAACUGUAACUCUACCACUACAAACCAAAUAUCAACAUCACUACAGUGUGUCCUUCACCAUUACUCCAUCUUCUCCUCACAUGAACAGAAAAUACCCUGCUAAUCUUUCGUCUUUGUACCCUGAAGAUCUAUUUUCAGUGGAAGGGCGCAGACAAGGCUGGGUUGUCCUCCACAUCAUUGGCAUGAUGUACAUUUUUGUGUCACUUGGUGUUGUGUGCAAUGAAUUCUUUGUGCCUUCACUGGGGGUCAUCAUAGACAAGUUAUCCAUGUCUGAUGAUGUAGCAGGAGGAGGGAGGCGCCUCGGGGGAGUAGAACUCACGAUGAGCCACUGGAUAAAAUGAAGAAUGACCCUUGCAGUAAUGAAGAUAAGCAACAAGAGGAUACUCUGUCUACAAAAUGGCCACACUCUCUGUCUAAUCAAGUCACCUAUCUCCUCCUGCUGAUGAGCUUCCCUCUGUUGCUCAUAAUUCCCGAUGUUCGGAAACAGAAUUACAGAAAGUUCUUUGUGAUCACACUCCUGAGCUCCAGUCUGUGGAUUUCUGUCUUCUCCUACCUCAUGGUGUGGUGGGCCCACCAGGUAGGCGAUACUUUUAGCAUCCCAGUGGAGAUUAUGGGCCUGACUGUCCUGGCUGUAGGGUCGUCCAUCCCAGACAUCAUGACCAGUGUGAUUGUGGCUCGUAAAGGUCUUGGAGACAUGGCCGUAUCCAGCUGUGUGGGUAAUAACAUCUUCAACAUCACUAUAGGCAGUCUGCCGGUGCCAUGGCUCUUGUCCUCACUUAUCCACAAGAUGGUUCCUGUGACCGUCAGCAGCAACGGUCUCUUGUGCGCCAUUGUGCUGCUUUUUCUGAUGCUUCUCUUCUUCAUCAUCUCCAUUGUAUCCUGGAAAUGGGAACUUUGUAAGACACUGGGUUUGGUCAUGCUACUGCUUUACGGUUUCUUUGUGGUCCUCUGUGUGAUGCUGCAGUACCAUAUUAUAGUAUGCCCUCUUUAAGUUAAGUUAAUAAUAAUUAUUAAUAGUUCAUAAUUGGAAAGUUGUUGUUCCAUGUUGCAUGAAAUUAAUACUUAACGCAUUAGAUUAGAAUAUUUUCAUAUUAUUUUACAUUUGAAUGUUAGCUUUCAUAGUGGCUCGUUUGUAACAAUUUCCUUUUGUAUUUAACCAACAUAAUAUAAUUGUGUGGCACAAAAAUACAUGUACAUUUAAGUAAAUUGACUUAAAACAGUAAUUUACACAAAUUGUAGUAUUCCGAAUACUUGUAUACUGACGUACUGAAGUACUGGUAUGUGUUCUGUGUGUUUAGCUAUGAUA
Messenger RNA from Doryrhamphus excisus (bluestripe pipefish), 1988 nucleotides. The record is from RefSeq and is a predicted model, not a curated record. Lineage: Eukaryota; Metazoa; Chordata; Actinopteri; Syngnathiformes; Syngnathidae.